AUGGCUGACGUCAGACGCCAUGAUUGGCAGCCUUACCCGAGGGAAUGGAUCAACGCAGACUCCCCUAUUGUCGAAGAUCAAGCUUUCACUAUCAUGACCUAUAACAUUUUAUGCGAUGUUGUCGCCCUGCACAAUCCAGGGUACAAAUACGUCAGGGACGGUUUUCUGAAAAUGGAGGACCGGCAUCCUCUCAUUGUAGCAGAGGUGAAGCAGCGGUGCCCGGAUGUGCUCUGUCUGCAAGAGGUUGAGAACAAUAACUUGAGUGAGAGGUUGAUACCAGACUUGAAGAGGGAGGGGUAUGUUUGUGCUUCUGAUCAUACUGGCUAUAAGGAAGGACCUGCCACAUUCUACAGGCCUGAACGUUUUUCCCUUGAGUGGUUCGCGCGUCGUGUGGCACAUGAUGCAUUCAUGGAACUCUUGCAAGAUAGCAAUUCACUAUCCGAUGAAAUUACGGCAGCAGUCAGAGAAUAUUUGGAACGUCCUAAAGAAUUCAUAUUAACCAAGCUAAAGUGUAAAAAGAGCGGAUGGUUGGUCACUGUUGCAAACAUCCAUACGACGUGGGAAGACUUGGAAUGGCCGACGGUGCAGACGGCUCAGGUUUGUGCGGGGUUAAGAAAACUGCUCGAACUAUCCGGAGGAAGUGACUCCUGUUAUGUUUACACGGGAGAUUUCAAUAGCUUGCCCUCCUGUCCACCAUAUUGCUUUCUCCGAGAUGGUCGACUGUCACCGGAAGUUCUCGCAAAGUAUCCAGACAAGAAACUUGUUGCCUUGGACAACGGCGAGGUUUUUUCGCUUCCUGAAGUUGUCCCACAUCUGUUUUGCCAUAACGAGCCAUUGAAAAAUGCAUAUUUGGUCGUAAAGGGGCGAAAUCCAGAAGCCACAAACUGUGACCCGCUAUCCCUCACUGACGACCCCGUCUUCAUUGGAUGCUUGGACUACAUAUGGUACAACAGUAAGACCAUUGGCUGUUCUGGCGUGGUAGACACGCCUCCCCAGCGUCUACUGAAGGAAGAAGUGGGUCUACCAAGCACCAACUUCCCAUCCGACCAUAUCUAUCUGAUGGCAAAGUUGCAUUUCUUAUAA
Lineus longissimus is the source of this 1083-nucleotide messenger RNA. RefSeq lists its product as uncharacterized. Gene Ontology annotation, molecular function: poly(A)-specific ribonuclease activity. The coding region runs from base 1 to 1083 and encodes 360 amino acids. Gene Ontology annotation, cellular component: CCR4-NOT complex; nucleus; cytoplasm. The transcript has 5 exons. Gene Ontology annotation, biological process: nuclear-transcribed mRNA poly(A) tail shortening. The record is from RefSeq and is a predicted model, not a curated record. Lineage: Eukaryota; Metazoa; Nemertea; Pilidiophora; Heteronemertea; Lineidae.